AUGGAUCCAUCAAAAUUUCAUUUUGAUAUCGCAGCCUACAAACAAAGACGUGAAAUUGAUGACGCUUAUAUACUCAAUCGAUUUAGAGAGCGUCGAAAGAAAAUAUUGGAAGAUAAAGCACCUCGUACUAGAAAAUAUCUCAAUAGAGAUCAUGCAGCGGCAAACCAAAGACUAAUUGACGACUACUUUGCCGAUGAACCUACAUAUGACGAUGCAAUGUUUCGUCGUCGCUACCGGAUGCAAAAACAUGUUUUCCUUCGAAUUGUUGGGGACCUUUCAAGUAGUGAUAACUACUUAACCCAGCGAGUUGAUGCAGCCAAUAAAGAAGGUAUAUCACCUUUAGCAAAAUGUACCACAACAAUGCAUAUGUUAGCAUAUGGUAUGGCAGCAGAUGCGGUCGAUGAGUACAUCAAAAUAGGAAGUACUACAUCAUUGGAGUGCUCACGUAGAUUAUGUAAAGGAAUCAUACGAUUGGAAUGGGACGUGAUUGAAGAAGAUUUGUAUCGUACUAAUUAUUACGUUGCUUGUGUGUGUAUCACAUUUUAA
This is a messenger RNA of Trifolium pratense (red clover), 546 nucleotides long. RefSeq lists its product as uncharacterized. The record is from RefSeq and is a predicted model, not a curated record. The transcript has a single exon. NCBI's taxonomy places the organism in Eukaryota, Viridiplantae, Streptophyta, Magnoliopsida, Fabales, Fabaceae. The coding region runs from base 1 to 546 and encodes 181 amino acids.